CGCGGCCUUGUGGUUGUGGGGGCAACUGGCGGGUGCGGUGACGCAGUGGGGCUGUGUGUAGUGACGUGACAGGUGGUUGCCUAACACCACUAACGCUUCCGCCCCGCCAGGUGCUGGCGCCCGCCAUGGAGCGCGCCGAGGCCGCCAGGAGCCGCGGGCGCGCGGCCCCCUCCAGCGCCAGUCCCAUUGACACCCCCCCGCGCUCUGCCAGUUCUGGGGACGAGGCGUCGCUCAGCUCGUCCAUGGGCUCCUUCUCCCGGGGCCCCAGUGUUGAAGGCUUUAAAAUAGCAGAAAAGAAAAAGCAGUCACCUGUGACAGAUAAUCUCUCACCAUGGGAAGAAUGGUUCAUUUGCAAAGAGAGAGAGCUACGUGCCCGCUUACAAGCCAGAGCUAUGGAGGAAAUUAAUCAACAACUGGAGAAAAGAAAAGAAAAGCAGGAACUUGAAAGAAGAAAAAAGAUUGCAGAAGAGAAACACAAGGAAUGGGUACAGAAAAAGAACGAAGAGGAAAGAAGGGAAAGGGAACGGAAGCUCAGCAAAGAAAUGGCAGAAAAGGCAGUGAAGGAUCUGGAGAAAAUUCAGUUACAAGAAAAAGCUAAAGAAAAAUAUAAAGAAUGGUUAAAGAAGAAAAGAUCAGAAGAUUCUGACAAGAAGAAAAAAGAGAAGGAAAAGGAAAGGCAACAGGAAGCUGAAUUGCAAGAGAAAAAAGAGAAAUCAGAGAGGCUUUUCAAGGAAUGGCUACAAACUGCUAGAAAUAAACCGCGCCCAAUUUUAAACAGUUAUGGCUAUGCCAGUGGGAAAUGUACAGGAUACUCUGAUGGAAAUUCAUAUCCAGCUCCGGCCUUUUGCAACCCUGUUCCUUGGAAACCAAUACAUGUGCCUCCUCCUAAGGAAGACCAGAAUGUUACAGUGAAGAAAAAUAAGAGACCAGUAUCCAGUCAGUCAUAUAGGUCCUCAUCUAUGGUAAUUCUUAAGCCCAAGAGCAAUCUUUAUAUUGGAUCGUUGAACAAAAAACAGAGAUAAUACAGGAAGCAGAAUAAGUUUUAAUUGGCUUGAAUUAAGUAGGUUUUAAAGUGCAAAGCUAUUUCUUGGCUAAGAACAUAUUUAAAACUGUGUGCUGAAAGGCAGCAUUUUGCAGUGUGCUUGCAAACAGUUGUGGUCUCUACUAUUAAGCAAUAUUUUUUCAUAUUUUUAACCUAAUUUUCAAAGCUGUGUUAAAAUGACUUUUUAAGUAAAUCAGUUUAAGCCACUCAAGUGACCUUUUUAUAUUUAAUUGUAAGAAAUGUAAUAUGUAGCCAAUUGUAAUGUAGCCAAUAAAAUAUAUAUGGUUAUCUUUUGAGAAUUUGUCAUA
Gavialis gangeticus (Gharial) is the source of this 1350-nucleotide messenger RNA. It is a transcript of the gene CCDC34, whose product is annotated as coiled-coil domain containing 34. The transcript has 6 exons. Lineage: Eukaryota; Metazoa; Chordata; Crocodylia; Gavialidae. The coding region runs from base 126 to 1022 and encodes 298 amino acids. The record is from RefSeq and is a predicted model, not a curated record.